AUGGAGGGAUAUUCAGGACAGAGCAGAAUAGAGGGAUAUUCAGGACAGAACAGAAUGGAGGGAUAUUCAGGACAGAACAGAAUGGAGGAAUAUUCAGGACAGAGCAGAAUAGAGGGAUAUUCAGGACAGAACAGAAUGGAGGGAUAUUCAGGACAGAACAGAAUGGAGGGAUAUUCAGGACAGAAGAGAAUGGAGGGAUAUUCGGGACAGAACAGAAUAGAGGGAUAUUUAGGACAGAAGAGAAUGGAGGGAUAUUCAGGACAGAACAGAAUGGAGGGAUAUUUAGGACAGAACAGAAUGGAGGAAUAUUCAGGACAGAGCAGAAUAGAGGGAUAUUCAGGACAGAACAGAAUGGAGGGAUAUUCAGGACAGAGCAGAAUAAAGGGAUAUUCAGGACAGAACAGUAUGGAGGAAUAUUCAGGACAGAAGAGAAUGGAGGGAUAUCAGGACAGAACAGAAUGGAGGGAUAUUUAG
This is a messenger RNA of Candidula unifasciata, 474 nucleotides long. The record is from the annotation of a GenBank genome assembly. Lineage: Eukaryota; Metazoa; Mollusca; Gastropoda; Stylommatophora; Geomitridae.